AUGGCCCGAAACAAGAACAACCAGUGCGGUGUGGCCACCUAUGGUGUCUACCCCACUGACAAUGUGAUUGAUCUGGAUAAGCUAUCAUGGGCUCAACACUGGAUUAGCACCAGAUUUGCCAACUUGGAGAUACUGUUAGCCGAGACGAGUGGCCGGUGCUGUCUGGGGGACGACAUAUCGGUGGCCGACCUAUGUCUCGUACCUCAGGUGUACAAUGCGUUACGAUAUGAGGUGGAUAUGACUCCCUAUCCCAUAAUCAGCAAAAUUAACGCAUACCUGUUGACCGUCGAGGCCUUCAAACAGAGUCACCCCUCCAACCAACCCGACUGUCCGGCCGACCAGAAAACCCAAGAAUCCCAGAAUUUAGACGAUUUGAUACACGGAGACAACCCGUGGGCUAAGCACUGGAUCACCACUCGGUUCGCUAAUCUGGAGGCACUGUUAGCCCAGUCUAGCGGCCGGUGCUGUGUUGGCGAUGGGGUAACCGUAGCUGACAUUUGUUUAGUACCGCAAGUGUUCAACGCAAUCAACUUUGGCGUCGACGUCAACGCCUAUCCAUUAAUCAACAAAAUUAAUUCACACCUCCUGUCACUCGACCCCUUCCGACACAGCCAUCCCUUUCGACAGGCGGACUGUCCUCCAGAGUUGAGACUUCAGUGA
Messenger RNA from Oppiella nova, 660 nucleotides. Lineage: Eukaryota; Metazoa; Arthropoda; Arachnida; Sarcoptiformes; Oppiidae. The record is from the annotation of a GenBank genome assembly.